CCCAGUCAGAAACAGCAGAAUUCAAAAUCUACUAAGAAGAGAGAAAGCAGGUUAUACGCAUUUUCUUCUCCAUCUAUCAGAGAACUCAACCCUUUGGGAGCAGAUAUGAUAGCUACGUUAAAAAGUGUCAAAAUAUUCAAGGAAAGCAAACUUCAAGACGACCAUUUUCAGCAAAUUAUUGAGAACUUGUCUUUUGAGCAGUUAGAAGAAGGAGAUUUUGUAUUCCAUGCUGGAGAUAUGGGAGAUAAAUUUUAUAUAUAAUUCUUAAAGGCUCAGUCAAAAUCCUUCGGCCGCUUAAGAAUGACAUUGAAUUAGACAAAGUUCUUGAGAAUUUGUACACAAAUAAUCAGGUGAAGAUUAUAACUCUCGAAAAUAAGGAUGGGAUUGAAGAGACCAAAUAUCAAGAACUAGUCACACUCAGCAAGGGAGCACACUUCGGUGAGGUUGCUUUAAGCAAGAGUAUUACCCGAAAUGCCAGUGUUCGUUGUGAAGAGUCAUGCAAAUUUGCUGCUCUCAACAAAGACUGUUACAACAAAGUCAUCGACAGAAUCAUGAAAUAAGAAAACUAACCAGAAGAUUGACUUGAUCAAACAAAUUCCUUACUUCAAAGAUUGGAGUAAAGUUUCUCUCACCAAGUUCUGAUAUGACCAUGAAUAUUUCAGCUAUAAGCGUAAGCAGGUAGUUUUUGAGGAAGGUCAAUCUAGCUCAUAUGUUUACAUUGUCAAGGAAGGAGAGUUUGAAUUAACCAAAAAAAUACGGUACCAAAAAGAUAAUAGAAGAAUUUUAAAAGAUCUUUUCAAGUCUCACUGUGAAACAAAAUAUACACCUGUCAGGAUUCCUUACCCAGGGUCUUUCCUCAAAGAAGCCAGAAAGAGUAUGCAUAAAAUUACGACAAAUAUGAAAUCAAACAUAGCACAGCUUGCUAAAUCUAGUUCUUGAAAAAUGUCGAUCCUAAGUCCGUACCAACUAUUCGGCCAUGAAGACUCUUUCAGAGGCAGGACUUAUUCCACCACAUGAACCUGCACAGUAGAUGGCAUACUCUUUAGGAUAAAAUCAUCGUUCUUCGAGAGAGACAUCAGACAAUUAUCUGAGGGGACUUAUGCAAGGAUGAUAGAAGACGGCAUCCAGAAGGAAAAAUAAAACUAUGGACUUCCUAAAUACAAAAUCUUACAUCCAUCAACGAAUGAGUAGCCCUGAGAUGAUCAUGAACAGGAAAUAGCAACGGGCCUGUCCCUGUCAAUCUUUUUGAUAUCUUACCCAAAGAAGGUCUCCACCAUGACAUUAGACUUGCUCCUUCCAAAAGUGUCAUUUUGAACACAAAAAAACCAAAGAGAAAAAGAGCCAAAACUGCUAAAUAAGAGAAUAACGAGAGAAGUCCGAAAAGCCAGGCCAUUUUCUCCUCAAAUGAGGAAUAAGGCCAACCAAAGUACCCAAAGCAGAAUCAAUCUCUCUCAUAAAAAAUCUAAGAAACACCACCUCUCGGUUAGCAGUAGCUUUAUCAAGAGUAGUACAAGUUAUGUCCCACAUAAAAGAUUGAUCUCUUAAAAAGAAAAGUCAUAUCCCCACUCAUUGGUCAAAGACCAUAUAGACUCUUUGAGUCCCGAAAAUCUACUGCUAAUGAGUCAUAUCAUCAUACUAGAAAUAACUCUUCAGUUAAAGAAACAAGUUGUAGUCAUGAGAAGUCCGUUAUGCAGCCUUGCCUUGACCUAAGCUUGGUAUCGACGAAACUUCAGCUGGGGCAGAUACAAAAGAGACGGAAGAGUAUUCUCAAAAACAUUAUGUUGUCACCAUCAGUCAUCAGCCUGUCUGCUAAAAGUUCGGAGAAGUCCCAGAUCUUAUCUUACCCUAUCUGGCUUUCAAAGGAAGGACGCUAUUAAAAUUCCCGAAAUAUAAUUUCAAC
Molecule: messenger RNA, 1900 nt
Organism: Moneuplotes crassus
Lineage: Eukaryota; Ciliophora; Spirotrichea; Euplotida; Euplotidae
Source: the annotation of a GenBank genome assembly